AUGUACAUGCGAAGGAAGUGUCAACAUUGUCGCCUCGAGAAAUGCAUGAGGAUCGGGAUGAGAUCAGAAUGUACCUUUUCGAUUCCUUUUCUGUGUUGGCUAGGAAUAACUUCUUGUGCUUUAGUGAAUCAUAAAUUGAGCAUUUUCGCCACCAGACCUCUGUGA
This is a messenger RNA of Cooperia oncophora, 165 nucleotides long. Lineage: Eukaryota; Metazoa; Nematoda; Chromadorea; Rhabditida; Trichostrongylidae. The record is from the annotation of a GenBank genome assembly.